GCGACGAAUACAAUAGUUCAACUCGGCUCAGUGCGCGACUAAGCGUGAUACGGAAUGAUCGUGUGGUGCGUCUUGCGCGGACGUUAACUCUGCGAUACAUAUUUUUAUUUUGCGAUUUAUACGACCAGAAUUUUCAAACGGUUUGGAGUAUACAGUCGAGUAAAAGUAUUUACUAUUCUAACGUUUAUGCGGCUCGCGCAAAAUUUUGACCAAAAUUGUGAAUUUCCGUAUAGACGCGAAAACCAAAAGUGAAGAACAUUUCGAAAACAAAGGACUGUUUUGUACAUUUUCGCAACAAUUGCGAAAUUGUGUUCAAAAAAAUACUAAUCGGGCAACGUCGUGUAUCUAUUCGUCCUCGGCCAACUAGUUUGGACCGAAUCAAGAAACGAAAAACAAAAAAGCAUCGAUUUUACCAAAAUUGUUAUCAUAAACGUUUUCAAAUUCUCGUAAAAUCAUCUUGGACCUUUAACAAAACCAAAAUUAUAGUGAGUUCGUCGUCCCUUUCACAUUCGUGCUUCAGUGGAUCAUUUUGCUGAAUAUAAAAUAGAAGAACAAACAUCAAACACCCUGGAUUAAGUGUCGAAUUGUUUUACAUAAUGUCUACUGCCAUAAUGCAUCAGUCUGCGCUGUACGGCUUCGAUGAUCUGUUUCUGAAGAUGACACCAGAAUACGAUGGUGGAAUAUCGGCCUCCAACCAAAAUCGACAAGUGCAGACUAUGAACGGCACCAUGGCCCCCGUGAACGGCGGUACAGUGACAGGCGGAGUGAACUGGGAGCAGCAUCCAGCGCUGGCGCGUGCGGCGUCCGUACCGGCGCACCGAGCGCUGGCCGGGCUGCUGGACCGGCUGGUGCACCGCCGCCUCGAGCGCACAACCAGCGAGCCUGCGCCGCCCCCGCCCGCCACCAGCCGCUACAAGACAGAGCUCUGUCGACCUUUCGAGGAGGCCGGAGUUUGCAAAUACGGCGACAAGUGCCAAUUCGCACACGGCAUCCGCGAGUUGCGGAAUCUCCAACGUCAUCCCAAGUACAAGACUGAGCUGUGCCGCACCUUCCAUUCUGUUGGCUUUUGUCCAUACGGACCUCGUUGCCAUUUUGUGCACAACGCGGAAGAGGCACGGCGUCGGGAGCCUCCUUCUCCAGGCGGAUCCCUGGCGUCGCUGUCGUCGGGCGGGUCGCUCGCGUCCUACAUGAGCGACGGGUCCCGCUCGCCGCGCUCGCCACACUCUCCUCACUCGCCGCAGUCUCCCAUCACGCCGCAGUCACCGCUGACACCGCACUCCCCGCCUGCAAUGUCUCCUCCUGCGCAGCACGGCACUGCAUUCGCGUUCCGCCGCACGCAAUCUCCAGAUCCAGAAGAAGAGCGACUGCCAGUUUUCAAUCGCCUGUCGUCGGCGUUCGGUGAUCUCGUGAUCGCCUAGGGCCCUUUGGUUAUCCUAGUCCUAAGUUAACUUAUACCGUUGUUAGCGUAAGGUUCGUCCGUCACCAUAGUGCCUACUCGACGUCUUCCAAUCGUGCCCGAGCGCGUCCCGCUCGUCGCGCAUCCGCACACCCGCUCAACGUAUGAUCUCCAGUUUGUCGAUGCACCUUAAUUACUUCGCCCUGUAAUUUAUAAAGUUAAAGAAGAAGUAUUUACUGGCGUCUCGAAAGUUUGCGGUGUGAAUGUAUGUAUGAUUACGUACAUGUAUGAUUAGUUAUUGGCACGCACUUGUAAAUGGCACCUUAUAUUAUUAGAUAUUUAUUGCGUAGCUCGCGGAAGUCUUCCCGAUGCGAUCCUCCGCCGAGCGGUGGUCUCUGUAAAGUUAGCUUAUAGAACAUUAUUUAUUUCGUACUGCCUAUCCGCGCUCGGUACCGUACCGCGAGAAGGCGCUCGUGAUCUAUUAUUAAGGGUUUAAGAUAAUAAUUUAUUAUUUAUUUUGAGUCUCUUUAACUAUAGUAAUUAUUUUGUAGCUAGCAGCUGCGAUGCCGCACCGCAUACGGACGGGGCCCGCGUCGACGGGACGUGGCUUGUUUUGACAACAUUGAUCGGCUGAUUCUGCUCCUGAUUCAAUGAAAUACUUAUUUUUCUAGCUUGUAUUAUUUAACGGAUCGAAUCAGCCGAUACAACUUCGGGAGCUCAGCUGCCAUUAAUAAAUACCACAUAAAAAAAUUAAAAUCUAGUUGCGCGUUCGUUUUCCGUAGCACCUCGCGACCGAUAGUUUCUCAUAUUGUGUUGCCACAAGCACAACAGCGGUAGAAGGCUCACCAGCACUAGCGAUCUCAAUCGUCUGUGGCCCAUUUGGGAAGCUUCGGAGCGAUCCCGACGACCGCCUCCAGCGGCUCGUCUGCGAACGUUUUUUUUUUCCAUUUUGCGUCGUGCGAGGAGGGCUGACUACGAAGCUGAAACCUGUUUGGGUUUUGGUGAUUGUUUUUUUUCGUCCUUGUACCGCGCUCGAGUCCCUCUCGUUUCGACGUUCCAUAAACGGCGGCCGCGCGCAAAAAAUGACAGAAACUUGAGAAAAUGCAUGCCGAACUCCCGAAGUCUCAGCACAGAUAAACCUGUAUAAAUAUUUUAUAAGUUCAAUAUAAUAUUAAAAAACAUGUUUAUUAUGUACAACUGCCUUGUGCAGCGGUGGAGUGCGCGGGCGCGGCCCCCCCUCUCGCGCUUCCACGCCGCGCCCCUCUGCGCCCCACCAGCAGUGCCUUACUUGUAACAAAAUACAUAAAUCGGUUAUAUUUAAUUUUAGUUGAUCGAAAUAGAUUGUUUAUUUAUUGUCUUCUUUUGAAUACUAUAUUCAAAUUGGCACGGUUAUUACUUUUGUACUUUUUGACAGAGUUAAGUGUUUAGUUUCGACGUAGCAUAGUUUUUUGAAUUUAAAGUGUGAUAUUUUAUACCUAUUUAUGUAACAAAGUUUAAAGUUUUAAUUAAGGGACCAAUAUGUAGGAGAAAUUCUGAUACAAUAAGAUACAGAUACGCUUUUCAUUCUUACCAAGAGACUGUACCCUCAAGUGGUGUUGUAUUGUAUUGUUAUACUACAAACUACGAUUUUGUACUUGGCAAUAAACACCAUUCGACCAUUU
Messenger RNA from Plodia interpunctella (Indianmeal moth), 3057 nucleotides. RefSeq names its product Tis11 zinc finger protein (gene Tis11). The transcript is spliced from 3 exons. Bases 597 to 1418 code for a protein of 273 amino acids. Lineage: Eukaryota; Metazoa; Arthropoda; Insecta; Lepidoptera; Pyralidae. The record is from RefSeq and is a predicted model, not a curated record. Gene Ontology annotation, molecular function: metal ion binding; mRNA binding.